AUGUCCCUCAGACGCUCCGCUCGCCUGAGCUCCCUGCCGAAUGGCAAGCUACCGCUGGCACCAAGCACCCCGACCAAGAGGACGAACAAAACCACCCAACGCAACGGGGUUACCAAAGCACGAAAGCCCUCAACAAAAGACAAGAGAGUACUGAACCUGGACCUCGAACAGACAUCCGCAGAUCAGACAGCGCAGGACACGGCUACCCCCGCAGAACAACAACAACAACUACCACCCGACACCAUCUUCGACGCCCCUCUAUCUACUCAUUACACCCUCAAAAGACUGCGGUCCACGCCUCCUCCUCUCGACCGCCCCGUCGAACCCCACAGAACAAAUGCCACCCUCCUCACCCCGCACGGCUCCUCCCUCGUCGCCUAUCCGCCAGGCGCAGAAGACGCCUCCCCGAGCAAGACAGGCCGGCCCCGUCCCACCGCCACGACAGGGACGCUGCUCGAAAAGGCCGUGGCGCAUCUCAUCGCAACGGACCCGCGCCUCGAGCCCGUCAUAAAGCAGUACCCAUGCCCGCUGUUCUCGCCCGAGGGUCUCGCGGAGGAGAUCGACCCGUUCCGGAGUCUUGUCAGCAGCAUCAUCGGACAACAAGUGUCGGGGGCGGCGGCCAAGUCGAUCAAGGAUAAGUUCGUGGCGCUGUUCAACGGGCCCGACGGCGGCGUCGCCUGGUUCCCCACGCCCGAGCAGAUCGUGCAGUGUGAUAUUGCCACGCUGCGCACGGCGGGCCUGUCCCAGCGCAAGGCGGAGUAUAUUCAUGGGUUGUCACAGAAGUUUGCGAGUGGCGAGCUGAGCGCGCGCAUGCUGCUGAACGCUAGCGAUGAGGAGCUCUUGGAGACCUUGACGGCGGUGCGUGGGCUGGGCCGAUGGUCGGUUGAGAUGUUUGCCUGUUUCGCUCUGAAACGCAUCGAUGUGUUUUCUACGGGUGACCUGGGAGUACAGAGAGGCUGCGCCGCGUUCAUGGGCAAAGACGUGAGCAAGCUCAAAGCUAAAGGUGGUGGUAAGUUCAAGUAUAUGGCCGAGAAGGAUAUGCUGGAAUUGGCUGCGAGAUUCGCCCCGUAUAGGCACAAUGUUUUGCCGGUGUACUUAGAUGCGUCCCAUGUUUCAUCCUACAACACCGCGACUCCUUAUACUGCCGAUGGCCCCACCACAGGUCAGAGUCAGGUCUCAGCUAGGUAG
This is a messenger RNA of Aspergillus terreus NIH2624, 1188 nucleotides long. RefSeq names its product DNA-3-methyladenine glycosylase II (gene alkA). The transcript is spliced from 3 exons. Gene Ontology annotation, cellular component: protein-DNA complex; nucleus. Gene Ontology annotation, molecular function: DNA-3-methyladenine glycosylase activity; alkylated DNA binding; DNA-7-methylguanine glycosylase activity. Gene Ontology annotation, biological process: base-excision repair, AP site formation; base-excision repair; DNA alkylation repair. Bases 1 to 1188 code for a protein of 395 amino acids. The record is from RefSeq and is a predicted model, not a curated record. Lineage: Eukaryota; Fungi; Ascomycota; Eurotiomycetes; Eurotiales; Aspergillaceae.